UGGUUAAAAACAUACUGUGUUAACGUCAUCCUGUGUGUGGAGUGGCGUUGGUCCAGCCGUUGGCUUUUCACCCGUCUUCAAGCCAUCAGUCUUUCUUUUAGUCGAGAUGAGUGAUAAGCCAGACUUGUCUGAAGUGGAGAAGUUUGACAGGUCAAAACUGAAGAAAACCAAUACUGAAGAAAAAAAUACUCUCCCUUCACAGGAAACUAUCCAACAAGAGAAAGAGUGUGUUCAAACAUCAUAAAAUGGGGAUCUCCUCCCAACAGCAAAUUUCAACAUUGCUUAAGUGUCUUAGUUUGGGGCUUGUUUUUUAUAAACCUAUGUGUUUGUAGAGAUUUUAGGCAUCUUCUGAUUUCUUCCCACCUGUAUUCCCAGCCAAUGGUCCCUUUUUAAAAUUUUCCAUUGAUACAUACAUUCCAUCUGGCA
Molecule: messenger RNA, 426 nt
Organism: Zalophus californianus (California sea lion)
Lineage: Eukaryota; Metazoa; Chordata; Mammalia; Carnivora; Otariidae
Product: thymosin beta-15A
Exons: 1
Coding region: 107-244 (45 amino acids)
Biological process (GO): regulation of cell migration; actin filament organization
Cellular component (GO): cytoplasm
Molecular function (GO): actin monomer binding
Source: RefSeq, a predicted model, not a curated record